Messenger RNA from Puntigrus tetrazona (Sumatra barb), 746 nucleotides. RefSeq names its product lysozyme C, milk isozyme-like. The transcript has 5 exons. The record is from RefSeq and is a predicted model, not a curated record. NCBI's taxonomy places the organism in Eukaryota, Metazoa, Chordata, Actinopteri, Cypriniformes, Cyprinidae. The coding region runs from base 33 to 614 and encodes 193 amino acids.
CAGAGAUCGCGAGCAUUCAUCAAGACGUGAAGAUGUUGGCAGUCGUGGUUAUUUCAUUCCUAGCGGUCGGUCUUAGCGACGGCGUGAUUUUGAGCAAAUGCGAGCUGAAGAAGCAGCUUGAAGCAGGCCUUACUCUGCAGAUGCCCAACUCUGCAGAUGUGCUGGCACAGAUCGCGUGUCAUGCCCAGCUGGCCUCUGGCUUCAAUACCGCCGUCACUAAGACGGUCCCCGAGCCUCAGGAGCCUCGUGGCGGUCACGGCCCACGCCGUGGCAGGUCUGUCCGAGGAAACAACAAAGGAGGCUCUUCCGUUAACGAAAGCGCAGAGAACAAAAACGAGGUCUGGACCCUGUACGGCUUGUUCCAGCUGAGCGACCAAGUGGCGUGCAACUCUACUCAGAGCAGUACACUGAACCUCUGCAAACUGACCUGCGACAAGCUGAUUGACGAUAACACCAGUGAUGACAUUGCCUGCGUCCAGACUCUUAUAAAUGCAGUAACUGCAAAGGUUUCUGACCCCACUGCUACGAGAGAGAUCAAUGAAAUGAUCUCCCUGAUCCGUCAGCCAGAGUGCAUGAUUAUGAAGGCAUCUUCAUACUUUCACGGCUGUCAAUAGCCCUGAAGCCCUGACCUCCGUCAGCACCCUGCUCUGUUUUUGCAUUUAUGUGCAUUUACAUUAGUAGCUUUCUUGCAAGACAACUAAAUCAAGUAGUUUGUGUUUUGUAUUAUUACUCAAUAAAACCGUUUG